Molecule: messenger RNA, 1419 nt
Organism: Rangifer tarandus platyrhynchus (Svalbard reindeer)
Lineage: Eukaryota; Metazoa; Chordata; Mammalia; Artiodactyla; Cervidae
Source: the annotation of a GenBank genome assembly
AUGAACUCCGUGUCGCCGGCCGCCGUUCAGUACCGGAGCGGGAGUCCGGAGGACGCGCGCCGCCCGGAGGGCCGCAGGCCGCGGGGACCCCGAACCCCAGACCCCAACGGCCUGGGGCCCUCCGGAGCUAGCGGCCCCGCUCUUGCAUCGGCCGGGACCGGCCCCGGAGAGCCGGACGAAGUGGACAAGUUUAAGGCGAAGUUCCUGACCGCUUGGAACAACGUCAAGUACGGUUGGGCAGUCAAAAGCCGGACCAGCUUUAGCAAGAUCUCCAACGUCCAUCUCUGUGGCCGCCGCUACCGCUUCGAGGGCGAGGGUGACAUCCAGCGUUUCCAGCGGGACUUUGUAUCCCGCCUAUGGCUCACAUACCGCCGGGACUUCCCACCCCUCGCGGGAGGCAGCCUGACCUCAGACUGUGGCUGGGGGUGCAUGUUACGAAGUGGGCAGAUGAUGCUGGCUCAGGGCCUUCUGCUUCAUUUCCUGCCCAGAGACUGGACGUGGUCCCAGGGCGCAGGCCUGGGCCCCCCUGAGCCUUCGGGGUUGGCCUCUCCCAACCGGUACCGAGGGCCUGCCCGGUGGAUCCCUCCGCGCUGGGCCCAGGCCCCUGAGCUGGAGCAGGAGCGCCGGCACCGGCAGAUUGUGUCCUGGUUCGCUGACCAUCCCCGGGCCCCCUUCGGCCUACACCGGCUGGUGGAGCUGGGGCAGGGCUCAGGCAAGAAGGCAGGCGACUGGUAUGGGCCAUCUCUGGUGGCACACAUACUCAGGAAAGCUGUGGAGAGCUGCUCAGAGGUCACCCGCCUGGUGGUGUACGUCUCCCAGGACUGCACAGUAUACAAGGCGGACGUGGCACGCCUGGUGGCCCGGCCAGACCCUACGGCUGAAUGGAAGUCCGUGGUCAUCCUGGUACCAGUGCGGCUUGGUGGAGAAACUCUCAACCCCGUGUACGUGCCCUGCGUGAAGGAGCUCCUCCGUUCAGAGCUGUGCCUGGGCAUUAUGGGGGGCAAGCCCCGCCACUCGCUGUACUUCAUCGGCUACCAGGAUGACUUCCUGCUCUACCUGGACCCACACUACUGCCAGCCCACCGUGGAUGUCAGCCAGGCCGACUUCCCCCUGGAGUCCUUCCACUGCACCUCACCCCGCAAGAUGGCCUUUGCCAAGAUGGACCCGAGCUGUACUGUGGGCUUCUAUGCUGGAGACAGAAAGGAGUUUGAAACACUCUGCUCAGAGCUGACCAGGGUCCUCAGCUCCUCCUCAGCCACAGAGCGAUACCCCAUGUUCACCCUGGUCGAUGGCCACGCUCAGGACCACAGCCUGGAUGACCUCUGCUCCCCACCCUCCCAGCAGACACUGCGGCUCCCUCGCAGUGGCCGGCUCCUCAAGGCUAAGCGCCCAAGCUCUGAGGACUUUGUGUUUUUAUAA